AUGGUCGAAUUGUCAUGGAAUACCGGAAUGAGUACAGACUCGAGACCCUCGGCAAUGAAACCACCAGCGCCGACCAUGAUCCCGCCACCGCAAGCAUCGACUUCUCGGUUUGAACCCUGUGCAUCAACGGCGUCGCUUUUCCUAUACGCCCAAGGCUCCGUGAUUUCCUGUCUUCACCAUGAUACCUUGGCACUCGAAAGACGCUUUGAAAACCACCAAGAGGAUGUUGAGUUCAUUUCGGUUGACAAUGUCAGUGAGCGUGGUGCUGGGAGACUAGUGCUCAGUUAUGAUGUCGGUAAAACUGCAAUUGUUUGGGAUAUUUUUACAGGGACAGUGAUUGCAAGGUUUGCAUCGUUCGAACAACUCAAAGUUGCCACCUGGAUGCGAAAUGGGAACGUCGCUUUCGGAAACGAAAAGGGAGAUGUUAUCAUCUUUGAACCGUCUACCUCGGAGCACAUUUCCUGUCGCACCAUCUUCGAUCCUAUAACCGCUCUUGCACCGGCCACAGACUGUCGAACAUACGCAAUAGGUUACCAGAAUGGCUCUAUAAUGAUCGCUACCCUCCACCCGACGUUCACAAUUUUACACACUAUGGCCACCUCCCGAGGACCGUCAUCCAUACUCUCCUUGGCCUGGCAUGCCUCCUCCUCCAAGCAGAAAUCUGAUAUGCUAGCGACACUAUCGGCAAAUGGUGAUUUGAGGGUGUGGAGCGUUGCCAAGCCGCCAGGAAAAGAACCUCCUCGAGUCAUCAGGGUGUUGAAGCGGUCAGAUGGCUCGCCACCAUCAGAGCCAAAAUGGAUGGCUUGGUCAAAGAACGGAAGAAUUGUACAAUAUCUUGAUGGAGAGACAUGGGCAUGGGAUGUCAGGACGAAACAUGUCACAUACGAGCCAGUCCCUACGAUCGACAACCCUCGCGGGUUUGCAAACUACGGGCCAACGGCGACGCUUUUCACGCUAGGGCCGCAAUUCACUGUCCAGCAGUACGAUGUCGAAGCACCAGCAAUGGUGGCCAACGUACAACAUCUCCCGGCCAAUGUCAUGUCCUUACCCCAAGAGCAAGCGAAGCUACGGACUCUUGAGGAUCCACCUACGAUAAAAGAGUCUGCGAACGCAUUCACUUCGAGAAGAACUCCACUCGACAUGAACGGGAUUGAGACUGUUCGGCAGCAACGGGCGGAAUUGAGCAGUCCGGUCUCUUCUCGCAGCCAUGCGAAUUCGGUCAGUUCCAAGGCAUCUUCGGGGAAAUAUAGAAUGGGCACAUUCUCGCCACAGAGCAGGUCAGGAGUAACUGGGACGUCAUUUUCAUUGACAUCUGCAUCCGGAAGAGAUACCCCCCAGGCGUCUGGAGCUUCAUACGCUUACGCAUCGUCUGUUUCAAUGUCCUCAGUUAAAAGCUCUCGUGCUGGAGGCUCGCGUCUGAGAAAUGAGGUCCAACUCAGCCCUGCAGAUAGACCUAGCGAUCUGUUCCCCUUUACGCGCGCACGUCUGAAUGAUGUGCCCUACGGACAUCACCAGCCACUUGAUGAAUCUCGCCUGACUCCAGAUGAUCUACGCCAACAGAUGUUGAGCGUUGUUUUUGGCUUUGACGGUGACAUCGAAGGAUUGAUUCGAGACGAACUUAGCCAUCACCCUCCAACGAGCCAUAAUGCCGUUCUGUUAGCUCAAUGGCUUGGGGAGUCCGACACUGACCACAUGGUUUCGAUGAUCGGUUCCGGGCCUGCGACAAUUACCGACUGGAUGCUUCUCGCUUUCAGCCAGAUGUCCGGAGAGUCCCAAUCCAAUAAAUUUGGGCAAGCCUUCGUCCAGAAGCUGCUGGAGAUCGGCGAUAUUCACACAGCGGCCACCAUAUUGUUAGGACUGGGAGAUCGGAACGACGCAAUUGAGGUCUACGUUUCUCAAAAUUAUUAUCUGGAAGCAAUACUUAUGACAUGUCUGGCUAUGCCCACGGACUGGCAACGCCAGUCAUAUCUUGUCCGUCGAUGGGGUGAACACGUGGUAUCUCAUUCACAACAGCAGCUGGCAAUUCGGUGCUUCAUGUGUACUGGUGUUGAACCAUCGGAACCAUGGACCUCUCCUGCGGCUCAACAGGCGGCAUCGUUCACCGAGGUGAUAACCCAGAGACCGCAGAUGAAGUCACCCGAGCCACCAUAUGCGAACAACCCGUCCAAUCUGAUGGUUCCAGGCUCGCAAGCGAGACCUGCAGCUACCAAUACCAGGCAAGCUCUGAAAGCGCCAGCUCUCAAGCUCAUCACAUCAUUUGACUCGCAACCGAACCACAAAUACAACUUCCCCGGGCUGAAGUCAGAUGAUCGAACGCCAACAAAUGCUCCUGGAGUCACGCCUAUAGCGGAAUCGGCCGUGGUGGAAUCGGCUCUAUCGCCAGGUGGCUUUGGCUCUUACAAGCUCAAUAAUAUUCAGAGCCUGAACAAUGCAAUGAACGGACGGACAAACACCCCUGCGUUUAACAGGCGCCGCCUUCCUUCCAUAGGGGAAACGCCGAUUGACGUUCAUCCACCGACUUUCACAUCAGCCGUGUAUAACAAUAAGCUUGCUAUGGACUAUGGUUCGGCUUCGGAGAACGAGGAGAUUCAAGCACAGGAACAACAAGACGACGAAGAUGGCGACGGUCUCGGCUUGCUGUCAUCUGCCCGAUACGAUCCGGAAGAAUACAAACCCAGCCCUCAAACUGCUGUUCAGGCAGCAACUGACCAAUUCGCAGGAAUUAAAGGCCUUCCUUCUCCAGCUGCCGGUGUCUUCGAGGCGCUGAAGGAGCGCUCUGACAGUAGGGCAAGUACCCGAGAACGGAAGCCAGAGGGCUUGCAGCUCCAUCUGGGCAGCUCCUCUCAGGCUGAUGUACAAGAACAACCGAAUCCGCUGGCCAACUUUAGAAGUCCAGCAUCGACAUUAAACAGCUUUAGCUCCGCCAGAAGCCCGAGCGUGAGCAGUCGGAGUAUUGAUCAGUAUAUCAGUAGUUUGGGUGAAGCGAGCUAUCAUUCGCAUAAGUAUCAGACUCCAACUGUGAAUACUCCUGGGCGCGGACGAAGAAAUACGGAUGAUGCGGUCAGCCAAGCUUCCAGUCGGAGGUACCGGUCCAGGAACGAAUCUCAAGAGACCCGUGGGCGACACGAAAAAAGGUACAUACAACCUGCCAAGCGUUCGCCAUCUUCUCCAGUUCCAAUGUCACCUGAAGAGCUGGCACGGAUCAAUGCGAACGCCGCGAACAAAGCAUCGUCUCGAACGCGCAGUGCUAGCAGAGUGCGGAAGCCACGCUCUCGUAACUCUUCCGAACGCCGCCAAAAUCGUUCAGCAAGCCGCAAUACCGCCAGCCGUAUCAACACGGAACACUCGCAGCGUGGACGUAGCAUGGACCGCCAAGGAUCAAGCAUGAGAUCUCCUUCGUCGCCGCUUCCACUUCCUACAAUGACUCCAGAUGACGCUAUGAGACUCGUGGCGAGUGAUAGGGAGCGUUUGCGGACUCGCCAGCGAAGCGGCAGCCGGCGUCCGGACAAGAACACAGGGAUGAAAGGAGACGAAGCAAGACGUCCGAGAGCAGACUCUCGCAGUCAUUCUGAGAUGGAUGUCACUGUUGAUACAGAUCAAGGCCCUGUUGUGAUGCUACAGGACGGGAAGUUUAAUGACAGCAUGUACGCUGAUGAUAGCAGUCAACAGAUCAAGGAUUUUGUGGCCGAUUUAGCACGCGAGGCGCCUCCGAUGGCUCACAAUCAAGCCACUCUCGUAGAGCAGAGGAGAAAGCAACUUGCAGCUGCUGAACUUGAGGCACGUCGGCUGUCACUGGCACGCAAUCCAUCUGCGCCGAACAUUCCAUUUCCCGGAGAAUUACAAUCCGCCCGCACUGCUCCGGACAGCCCGCCAUUCUCAGUGUCAUCGUCAUUCACACCUCACACUCCAGGUCGACACAGGACUACUGCUAGUAAAGGGUCGCCGGAGGGUCCAAGCAGUUCCGAGUCGGCCUCAUCUAAGUCGAACGUGCCCUAUGGCUUGCCAGCGACUCCUCGAGCUAUGCGACACCCCAAGUACAAUGGUUACGAGGAGACUGUAGCAGUUCCUCCCAUGCCCGAUAGUACUAUACUUCUGAGCGACGCAAGAUAUCUAGGAGAUGCAGAGAGAAUUGGCCGUUCGAUGUCCGUUCCGGUCCCAGAAAGUCAGCCGUCUGGCCUAGUGCCCACUGACUUACCAAUGCAUCCACGAUUCAACCCACGGCUACCCCGAAGCCGCUCGACAAGUCGGUCACGGGGUAAGGGUCAUCAGCGAGAGAAUAGUGGAAAUAGCUAUGGCGGUUCGCCUGUCACAGUGAGCAUCGAAGAGACUAUCGAGAAUGGACUUUUGAUGCAGCAGGCCGAAAACCCUCCCAUUUUGCCGCAGCUUCAACAUUUAAAUCCGCCGCCACCUCCGCCGCCACCAAUUCCUCCUUUGGCCUCUCCACGCCAGUCCUCGGGCACCAUCGAUAUCGCGUUCGAUAACGAGGACUUUGGACGGCUUCUCCCUCGCGCGAUGACCGCCGCCCCGGCAUUGAGCACUGAUGUCCGUCCCGGCUUGGAACGCCGCCGCAUGUCCUUUGAGCAUCGACGAGGCCGCAGCGUGAAUGAGAGCUUAAGCACGAAGAUCCGCAACUUGACACGGGUGGGGCAUAACAAGGGCAGCGAGCCCUGGGUGUCUGCGGAGAUCCACAUCCCUUAUGAAAGCGUGCAGGUGAUGGAUGGUCGACUAUAG
This is a messenger RNA of Aspergillus aculeatinus CBS 121060, 4731 nucleotides long. RefSeq lists its product as uncharacterized. Gene Ontology annotation, cellular component: nucleus. The transcript is spliced from 5 exons. Gene Ontology annotation, molecular function: transcription factor binding. Gene Ontology annotation, biological process: positive regulation of transcription by RNA polymerase II. The coding region runs from base 1 to 4731 and encodes 1576 amino acids. Lineage: Eukaryota; Fungi; Ascomycota; Eurotiomycetes; Eurotiales; Aspergillaceae. The record is from RefSeq and is a predicted model, not a curated record.